This is a messenger RNA of Aedes albopictus (Asian tiger mosquito), 4530 nucleotides long. RefSeq lists its product as uncharacterized. Bases 512 to 2356 code for a protein of 614 amino acids. The transcript has 2 exons. Lineage: Eukaryota; Metazoa; Arthropoda; Insecta; Diptera; Culicidae. The record is from RefSeq and is a predicted model, not a curated record.
UGUAAACAAUGUGUUAUCUAUUCUUGUAAAUAGGAAUACCACAAAUUGGCGUACGAGUUGGGAUUUUCUUUCGGCAAAGUGUUGUAAAUUGAUCCAGUUUUGUUAUACUGUCGAUUUGUGCACCGUACCCGGCCUGUGUGGUGUGAAUUGCUUAUUGUGAAGGAGCGGACAUACUGCUGCCUGAUUGCUACGCGACAAGGAAGCGGCUAAACAGUUUUUUGGAUACGCGACUGGUUAGCGGUGAAUGAUAGUUUCCACAAAGGUGGUUGGAUCAGAUACGCGGCCAGGUGCGGGAAAAAUAAUACGCAGUAUUCGUGCGGGAACUGAUACGCAGCAAGGUAGCGGAAGAUUGUACUACGCAGCAAGUGAGCGGAGAUAAGCUACGCGGCACGUUAGCGGUUUGAAGCGAUUGGUAUUGGAAGCUACCGCGACAAGACAGCGGCAUCUCGGUGAAACGUACUGGUUUUGAAGGACUUCAGUUUCGUUUCAUGUAAAUAUGUAAAAUUUAAAAAUGACGUUUAUGCUAAUGAUAUUGUGUUGCAGGAUGGAUUUGAACUCGAGUUUGAACAGAGCAUUCUCAAAUGUUCCGGCAUUUUCGCUGGGAGAGGUGCCAUUCAACGAACGCAGGACCAAGUGGCGCACAUGGAAACGAGGAUUUGAAAUAUACUUGCAAGCUGUAGAUAUAACGCUGGCUUCGAAGAAAAAGCAGUUAUUACUGGCUUGUGGUGGUUUCGAGCUACAAGAAAUAUUCUUUAACAUUCCUGGAGCGGAUAUUACUGAAGACUGCGAGGCUGAAAUUGAUCCAUACGUUGUGGCUAUGCAGAAGCUCGAUGAGUAUUUCGAUCCACAGCGUCAUGAAGCCCAUGAGCGUUAUUUAUUCUGGGACAUGAAACCGGAAAUGGGAGAAACUCUCGGAAAGUUUCUAAUGCGUGCCCAAGUUUGUGCGAGCAAAUGCAACUUUGGGGGCACUUCACUGGAAAGUUCGAACAUCGCAGUGGUUGAUAAAAUACUCCAGUUUGUUCCCGGAUCUUUGCGUGAGAAAUUGUUACAAAUUGAGAAUUUGACGUUGCAGGAAGCGAUUCGGCAAGUGAACGCGUACGAGAUGACAAAAGCGGCUAGUGAUCAAAUUAGUGGCCAAAAUAUAAACCAGAAACCAAAUUUGAGCUCCGAAUCUGUUAGACAAGUUCAAGCUGGUUGUAAGUUCUGUGGUCGUCCCCAUCGUUCGGGUGAGAUGUGCCCAGCCUGGAACAAGACGUGUUCGGCUUGUGGGAAGCGUGGACAUUUUCGAUCGGUUUGCUUUAGUAGGCUCAGUCUUCGGCCGGCAAAUCCAAAGGUUGUUCCCUCGGUUGUUCCUCAAUCAUUUACCAAGAGAGCUGUUGAUCAAUAUUCCGAUUCUCGUGCCGGUCCAUCGAGAAAGAUAACCAAGUUUUCUCGUCCUCAACAACCGCGUCGACUGCACGCGAUUGAAGAUUCGGAAAAUCACGAAUCGGAGACUGAACUAGUUGAAAUGGUAUCAUCUGCUAGUGAUUCGUGUGAUUUGAUUUGGGCGGAGAUUGGCGGCGUAUUGGUUGAAAUGCAAAUUGAUUCCGGUGUCCAGUCAAAUAUAAUUGAUGAUAAGACAUGGUUCAAUAUGAAUAGACAUGGUGUGGAAAUAAUUGGAGCGACUCAAAGUCCUGACCGCAAGUUCAAAGCAUAUGCACAACGGGAUUGCUUGAAUGUUAGUGUGAUGUUCGAUGCGGAAAUUAUGUUGAAUGAUUGUGGAAAACAGCUUCGGACAAUCUCACGCUUCUAUGUGGUGGAAAAUGGUCCACAGCCAUUGUUGGGCAAAGUUACUGCAAUACAGCUGGGAGUCUUGAUCGUAGGUCUGCCAAGUCAACGGGAGGCUAUUCGUUCUGUCAACGUAAGCCGGACAUUUCCAAGUAUUCGAGGAGUGAAGAUUAGUAUUCCAAUUGAUAAAUCGGUCACUCCAGUCAUGCAAAGAUUACGUAGAUUGCCCUUCGCAACCUUAGAACGAGUUGAACAGAAACUGAACGAACUUUUGGAGAAAGACAUAAUAGAGAGAGUAGAAGAACCAUCCAAGUGGGUAUCGCCAACGGUAGUUGUCGUUAAAGACAACGGAGACAUCCGCCUUUGUAUUGAUAUGAGGCAGGUGAAUAAGGCUAUCAUUCGAGAAACGCAUCCCCUUCCGACAAUUGAGGACAUUCGUUGGGCUUUAAAUGGAGCACAAUAUUUUACAAGGCUGGACAUUAAGGACGCUUUCCAUCAACUGGAGUUGGACGAUGAAAGUAAACCGUUAACAACUUUUAUCACUCACAAAGGUAAAUUAUAUUGUGUAUUAGAUUUGAUUUCGAUGUGAAUGAGAUGUUUCAUAUUUGGUUAAAGGUUUGUUUCGCUACAAAAGGCUACUGUUUGGAAUAUCCUGCGCUCCGGAGAAGUUUCAAAAGGUUAUCGAACAGAUUUUAUCCGAUUGCGAGUUUUCGAUUAAUUUCAUCGACGACAUUAUUGUCUUUGGGAGAAAUGAGCAAGAGCAUGAUGAAGCUCUAAGCAAAGUCCUGGCCAAACUUCGGGAGUAUGGAGUCUUAUUGAAUCAGUCAAAAUGUGCAUUCAAAUUGCAAGAGAUAGACUUUCUUGGGCACCAUUUCGAUGGAAAUGGGAUGACUCCGGCUCAAAGCAAAAUAGAUGCAAUCAAAUAUUUUCGACCACCAACAACUUGCGAGGAGGUUAGAAGUUUUCUUGGGUUAGUCAAUUACGUUGGAUCGUUCAUUCCAAAUCUGGCCACUAUAUCAUGCCCAUUGCGCGAACUCAUCAAGACCGGUGUGGUGUUCAGGUGGACUAACGUAGAGCAAAAAGCAUUUGAUCAGUUGAUUCAAUUAGUUGGAGAUGUUCAUACUCUAUAUCACUUUGAUCCCAAACUUAAAACAAGAGUGGUAGCUGAUGCUUCUCCAGUUGGCUUAGGAGCUGUCCUACUUCAGUUUUUUGAAGGGGAAGUCCGAGUUAUUUCAUAUGCCAGUAAAAGUCUCACCGACACUGAACGCCGAUAUGCUCAAACAGAGAAAGAGGCGUUGGCUCUAGUAUGGGCUGUUGAACGAUUCAAAAUCUAUCUCAUCGGAAUACGUUUUGAAUUAGAAACGGAUCAUAAACCAUUGCAAGCGAUAUUUUCUCCAGAUUCUUCCCCCUGUCUACGAAUCGAGCGUUGGGUGUUACGUCUACAGGCUUUCAGCUACGAUGUUGUAUAUCGGAAAGGGAAAUCAAAUAUCGCUGAUCCGCUCUCGCGGCUGUCAAAGCAACCGAGUUGCGAGCUUUUUGAUCCGGAUUCGGAUGUCUAUAUAAGAAAUGUUAUUGAAUUGACUGCGAUUGAUAUUGAUGAAUUGGAAUCAGCGUCCGUUGACGAUGUAGAGCUUUCUGAGUUGCGAGAGUGUUUGGAUAGAGGGGUAUGGAACUAUGCAUCGAGCCAAAUUAAACCGUACCAUGCUUUUCGAAAUGAACUUGGAAAGGUCGGAGAUUUAGUAGUUCGUGGAUCAAGGUUGAUUAUUCCUCAAAAUCUUCGACAAAGAAUGCUUCAACUGGGACAUGAAGGCCAUCCGGGUCGAACAAAGAUGCAGCAAAGACUGAGGCAGUCAUGCUGGUGGCCUGGAAUGGAUGAUGCGAUAGCUAAAGUAGUAGACUCUUGCGAGGGCUGUCGAGUAGUGAGCAAUCCAGAACGCCCUGAACCCAUGGAAAGGCGUAAACUACCAGAAAGACCAUGGAUUGAUAUAGCAAUUGAUUUUCUUGGCCCACUACCAUCAGGCGAUUACUUGCUUGUAAUAGUAGAUUACUUCAGCCGUUAUAAGGAGGUAGAAAUCAUGAGGAAAAUAACAGCCUCCGAGACUAUAGCCAGACUGGAUAAGAUAUUUAUACGGCUUGGUUAUCCCAGGACUAUAACAUUAGACAAUGGUCGUCAAUUUGUAAGCAUGGAAUUCGAGGAGUAUUGCAAGUGUCGUGGCAUAAUAUUGAAUAAAACUACCCCAUAUUGGCCACAGGAGAAUGGUCUCGUUGAACGCCAAAAUCGUUCACUGAUUAAAAGGUUGAAGAUAAGUCAAACGUUGAAUCAGGAUUGGAAACGUGAUCUGUUGGUAUACCUAUCGAUGUAUUACUCAACUCCACACAGCACAACCGGGAAAACGCCGAGUGAGCUUAUGUAUGGCAGAAAUAUACGGACCAAGCUACCUUCGAUUGCUGAUUUAAGUACAACAGUUGCAUGUACGGACUAUAGGGACCGAGAUCAAGUUAUGAAGGAAAAAGGAAAGGAAUAUGAAGACUCUAGACGCAGAGCUAAACACUCAAAUCUGGAAGUUGGUGACAAGGUUCUUAUGAAGAAUGUUCUUCCCGGAAAUAAGCUCACUCCUACAUUUGGUCCAGAUGUGAUGACAGUGACUGCAAAAACUGGACCAAGAGUUACUGUUCAAAAUGAUACAACAGGGAGAAACUAUGAUAGGAAUUCCAGUCAUUUGAAAUUACUCUCGGCUGAUCGUCACAUCGGGAAUGGUAUGU